AUGGAGAAUAUUUACUUUGUUGAAAAUCAUGGAUCAACUAAAUGCUUUCAAAUCGCUCCUCGCCCAUCAAGAGAAGAGUUUAGAAAACUGGCUAGGAAGGUACUACAUGAUGGUGAAAAUGUUGAUAAUCUCAGAUUCGUUGUCUGCUCAAAACAGAUCAAUUUGAAAGAUGACAAGGAAUACGAGAAGACUAGAUAUCUUAUCAAAGAUGGUUGCAAUAUCUUCAUACUGUAUAGGCUGCUUGGAGGUGGAAUGAUCGAUCCUUCAGUUGUCUUGGACAUCCUACUAAAUGAGUUUGAUGCCAAUAUAAAAAACUGUCGAGAUAAGGUACAAACAGAUUGUGAGAUGUGUUUCUCCAACGAGCUCUGUGCCAAAGUGUGUUGUGCUCGUGUUUGUGAUGACCAUAUCAAAGCCAAUUUCAAGCACAACAAUGCCAAAUACAAAUGUUUUGGAAAUGCUGAUAACCCUACUUGCACCAAAUUAGUUGAACUAGGUGAGGUGGUCUUCAAAAACAAGGAUUUCAGUGCAGCAGUAACCCAAUUCAGACAUACACUAGAGCAUAUCAGCUUUAUCAAUUGCCAGAUAUGUAGAUGUGGGACAUUCGAUAUCAACGAGACUCUCUACUCACAACAAAAAUGUCCAAUAUGUGCAAGAGACUUUUGUUUCUUCUGUAAUCGUGAUUGGAAUGCAAGUACAAUGAAGAAUGAGCAAUACUAUUGUAGCGAUGGUUGUAAUUAUAAGACUUUGAUAACAUACCAACUCGUACCAUUGGCAUAUGACCAAAAUAUUAAAAUACCGAAUCGCAGAUGUUGCCCUUCAUGUUUCACCCCAGGUGCCUAUGAUGAAAAAUAUUUACUGUUAUCAAUAUUUAAAAGCGGUUUUGUUGAGUUAGUUAAGAAACCAUUCUUUGCAUUUGUUGAGUUUAAAGAUAGUGGAUAUGCAACAAGUGCAAUGAGAAGACAUAAUGGAUAUAGACAUCAUCCAUUAGAUAAACCAUUAGUCAUAGAUUUCGAUAAAGUAAUUAAUCAAUAUAAUUCAUCAUUUCAUAAUCACCACAAUCAUCAUCAUCAUCAUAUUUUAAGUUUAAGUUUAGUUAGUUAUAGUUUAGUUUUAGACCCAAGAUCAAGAGAUGAUUUCUCAUCUUCUGCAUCAACAACAUCGUCAUCAUCUUCAUCAUCAUACAGAGAUAGUAGUGAUUUAAGAGAUACAAGAGAUAGAGAUUUAGAUAGAGGUAGAAACUCUGAUAGUCAUCAUAGUCACAGUGGUGGUAUUAGUGGUAGUCACAGUCAUAGAGAGGUAUUGAGAACUGGUGCAGAUUACAUGGAUACCUCUUCAGAUAAAGAUUCAUCAUCUUAUUCAAAGGAUCGUGAUGAAUCAUCACGUUAUCAUUCCAAUAACAACAAUGAUCAUGAUGAUCAUGAUGAUUCAGAUCGUAAUGAUAAACAUAGAAAACAAAAGACUAGCGAUUUUGAUAGAUUCGAAAAGGAUCGUGGAAGAUAUAGAGAUUCACAUUUUGAAAGAGAUUCAUAUCCAGCUAAAAGAGAUUUCCAUGGAUCAAUGGCAGCACCACCAUUACCACAUCAUCAUGGUGCAUAUCCAGAUCCAACAAUGCCAUAUUUCAUUCCACCACGUCAGAAUUUCGAUAUGAAAGAUGCAAAUACCACACUAUUCUUUUCAAAUCUUCCAAAAGAUGUAACUGAAAGAGAAUUAUCAAUUCUUUUCAGAUUUAUGAGAGGAUUCUUAAAUGUUAGAUUGGUUCAAAGAGAUGGAAAGUAUCCAAUUUGUUUCUGUGAUUUCAGAGGUGUUCCAUCUGCGGCAAUUGCAAUGGAAAUGUUGAAUGGUUUCAAAAUGGAUCCAAAGGAUACAUCAUCAAGUAUUUCAAAUGAAUUUGAUAGAUCAAGACCAAGACCAUUAAUUUAA
Messenger RNA from Heterostelium album PN500, 1920 nucleotides. RefSeq lists its product as uncharacterized. The record is from RefSeq and is a predicted model, not a curated record. Gene Ontology annotation, molecular function: mRNA binding. The coding region runs from base 1 to 1920 and encodes 639 amino acids. The transcript has 8 exons. NCBI's taxonomy places the organism in Eukaryota, Evosea, Eumycetozoa, Acytosteliales, Acytosteliaceae.